AUGAUCAACCAACAGGCAUGUACUACCGAGGGACGAGAUGGCAAGGACGCCGAAGCUGUCGGCUCAGAGAAAGGGAGGAGACUCCGGGGAAUUCGUAUGCGCGUGCCUGUCUCGUUGCGUGCCCACGCGCAUAGCUUGCAGGCUCGCCGUGUGAUUGGCCAAGAAGAAAAAGGCGACGACAACGACGAUCCUGCUCGUCCAGCGGCAAGCGAGUUGUCUGGGGCCACAUUUUCGCCCCUACGGAAAAAGUCGCGAAUUUCAGCUGCACGAUGCUGCAAGCGAGUCUGCUUCUCCGCCUUCAACAGCCACAGCAGCAGCAGCUGCAUCAGCUGCAGUCCGUCAAUCGCGAAUCUGUUUCUUAGCUUCCAGUUCCAGAAUUUCCUCCGCCGUCACACCGCAUUCACUCAGUCGACGAUCCUCUGCUCAGUGCUGCUCACCAGAAUUCGUCUCUCGCGGUCAGCCAGAGAAAGUGACAAAAUCAUGGCUUCGCAGCUACGCAAGGUGUUUGGCUCUAGCCGCACAAAGUCGUCCGCCUCCUCCUCCAGCCACGGCCGUGUCCGAUCCGAGGAGGACCAGGCCAGCUCCAACUCGAACCCGAGCUCGCCGGCCGCCUCCCUAGGUAAAGCCUCUUCGAGGAUCUUUGGUCGAUCCGACCGCGGCGCCUCACCCAGUCCUUCCACCCCUUCCUCGCCGUUCCCUCCCACCACUCCUUCCAAGAACACCACCCCGGCGGCUUCCACCACCACCACAACCACCGCUUCCUCGUUGUCGCCUUCCGCCGGUGCUUCGCCGCUUCCCUCUUCUGCUCCUCGUACCGCGUCCAAGCCUGCUUCUUCCCAAGCAAAGUCGCAGCCUGCUCCUGCCGCCAAGGCCGAAACGCAGCAGAGCACUCCUGCUCCUGCGCCCGCUCAAUCGGCUUCUUCCGCAACUACUCCCACGGCCGAGUCGGCUGCUCCUAAGCCCCAGGUAGCUGCUGAACGCAUGCCUUCCGACAAAAGUGUCCCCGUAGCUGCAGCAGCGGCUGCGGGUUCGGCUGCCGCUGCUGCCACCGCCGCAGCUGUCACGUCUUCCAACGGCAGCAAAUCUGCUCAGAGCGGCGACAACACUCCUACGCCAGACAGCGCUGCUGCCGCUCCGGUUGCUGAGUCUAAAGCAACGCAAUCCGUCAAGCCUCUGAGCAUCAACAUUCCGGCUAACAAGCAGGAAGCUUCCGCCCCGUCCGCCACUGAGCUCCCCAAGAAGCAGCCCAAGAGCGAGGCAAAGUCCAUCAACGGCUCUGUCCAGGACAAGGACGAUCUCACCCCUGUCGGUAUCUCCGACAAAAAGUCCUUCCACUCGCGCACCAACGCUGACCAAUUCCGCGCAGACUACCAUCCCGACAACGCUUCCAAGUACGCCAAUCCGAACCACUACUCGGCUCGUCCCGAGACCUACCAUCGCAAGUCGUUCAGCCAGGGUGCUCCUUCCGUAGGCGAACAGACUCCCGCUCACUCGCGUCGUCAGUCUGCCAGCGGGGAGGACAUCGGCCACGCACGCGGUCCUACCGGCAACCUUAACAACGCCGUCGAGGCUCGCGCCAGCUCCAACCACUGGAUCUCCACCGAAGACCAGCGUCUCCAGGAGGACGCCGAGAAGAAGCGUCACUGGAAGCGUUGGGGUCCCUACCUCAGCGAGCGUCAGUGGGGUACCGUUCGAGAGGACUACUCGUCCAACGGAGAUGCCUGGUCCCACUUCCCCCACGAGUCGGCUCGUAGCCGCACCUACCGCUGGGGCGAGGAUGGUCUCGCUGGUCUCUCGGACAACCACUGUAGGAUGGGCUUGAGUCUGGCUCUCUGGAACGGGAAGGACCGCAUGCUCAAGGAGCGUCUCUUCGGUCUCGCCAACAACGAGGGCAAUCACGGUGAAGACGUCAAGGAGCUCUACUGGUACCUCGACAGCACGCCCACUCACAGCUACAUGAAGAUGCUCUACAAGUAUCCGCAAGAGUCGUACCCCUACGAGCUCUUUGUGCGCGAGUCGCGCAACCGCAGCCGCGACGUGGCCGAGUUCGAGAUCACCGACACCGACCUCUUCGACGACGACAAGUACUGGGACGUCUUUGUCGAGUACGCAAAGGACAAGGAUGAGGAGAACGCCAUCUCGAUCCGCAUCAGCGCCUACAACCGUGGCAACGAGCCCGCCGACCUUCACAUCAUCCCCCAGCUCGUCUUCCGCAACUACUGGUUCUGGCCCAAGGAGGAGCCGCCCAAGCCCAAGAUGAAGCAGACCGGCGACUACGUCAUCCAGGCAGACCAUCCUGAGCUCGGCCGCUACCACCUCUACUGCUCGACCAGUCCCGCUCCCAGCGCUCCUCCCGCCAAGCGUGGCCAGGCCCCCGAGCCUGUCUCGGACGACGAGGUGAUUCCCGACCUCCUUUUCACCGAGAACGAGACCAACUUCGAACGCCUGUACAACGGCAACAACCGCAACGUCUAUGCAAAGGACGCCUUCCACGACCACAUUGUCCCCUGGCACCGACAGGAGAAGGACCGUCCCAAGUCUGUCGAAAAGACGCGCAAGAUCAAAAAGACAGUCGUUCGCGAAGAGAAGCGUCCCAUUCAGCGCGAUCCCGAGACCGCUGCACCCAAGGCCAACGGCGCUUCCGCCGAGGCUGAGCCCGAAGCUGCUGCUGCCGAGAAGCAAUUUGGCAGCAUCGGCCCAACCGCCGAGCAGGAGUACGAGAUCGUCGAGAUCGAGGAGGAGGUUGUCGAGGACGAGACCUACUACGAGGCGCCCGACGAGUCCAAGCCUCCUCGCGACUACGUCAACCCCAACAAGGAAGGUACCAAGGCCGGUGCCCACUACGUCUUCCGCCAGGUGCCUCCCUUCGGAGGAUGUGCCGUCGUCAGGAUGAAGCUGACUCCCAAGACGCCCGCGCAGGACCCUGCCAUCGACGACGACGAGCAGUUCGACACCACCGUCGAGGCUCGCCGUUCCGAGGCCGACGAGUUCUACGCCAAGCUCAUCAGCGGCCCCAUGUCCGAUGACAUGAAGAACGUCAUGCGUCAGGCUCUCGCCGGUAUGCUCUGGAACAAGCAGUUCUACAUGUUUGUGCAGCCCGAGUGGCUGCGAGGUGACCCCGGCCAGCCUGCGCCGCCGCCCGAACGCAAGCGCAUCCGCAACCACGAUUGGCGUCACUUGCACAUGGAAGACAUCCUCUCGAUGCCCGACAAGUGGGAGUAUCCCUUCAGCGCCGUGUGGGACAGCGCCUUCCACUGCAUCCCGCUCGCCAUGGUCGACCCUGCCUUUGCCAAGAAGCAGCUCGAUCUGUUCACCCGCGAGUGGUACAUGAAGCCCGAUGGUGCGCUCCCCGCCUACGAGUGGAACUUUUCGGACGUCAACCCGCCCGUGCACGCCUGGGCCACCUUCCGCGUGUUCAAGAUCGAGCGAAAGAUGUACGGCCGUGAGGAUCUCGACUUCCUCGAGCGUGUCUUCCAGAAGCUGCUCAUCAACUUCACCUGGUGGGUCAACCGAAAGGAUUCGAGCGGUUCCAACGUCUUUGAGGGAGGUUUCCUUGGUCUCGACAACAUCGGCCCCUUCAAUCGUUCCGAGCCUCUCCCCACUGGUGGUACGCUUCGUCAGGCCGACGGAACCGCCUGGAUGGCGUUCUACGCGCUUAACAUGCUCAACAUGGCGCUCGAGCUGGCCAAGCACAACCCGACCUACGAGGACAUCGCCUCCAAGUUCUUCGAGCACUUCAUCUUCAUCUCGGACGCCAUGUCGUUCCACGACACGUUUGACGACGAGAGCACCAGCCUGUGGUCGGACAAGGACGGUUUCUACUACGACGCCAUCCAGUGGGGCCCCGGAAACAGCCAGGUGAUCCCCGUCAAGAGUCUGGUAGGCCUGAUCCCGCUGUACGCCACGCUGACCAUCGAGCCGUCGGCGCUCAAGAGGUUCCCGAGCUUCGCCAAGCGCAUGCAGUGGUUCCUGGACAACCGACCCGAGAUGGCGGAUCGCAACAUCGCCAACAUGAAGGUGGGCGGUCGAGGCGAUCGGCGUCUGCUGUCCAUGGUGAGCCGCGAGCGUCUCGAGCUGAUCCUCAAGCGUAUGCUGGACGAGAGCGAGUUCCUGUCGCCUCACGGUGUGCGUUCGCUCAGCAAGGAUCAUCAGAAGAACCCGUUCCACGUCAACGUUGGAGGCGAAGACUUUGGUGUCGGCUACUGGCCCGGUGACUCGCACAGCCCCAUGUUUGGUGGUAACUCGAACUGGCGCGGUCCGAUCUGGAUCUGCGUCAACUUUUUGCUCAUCGAGUCGCUGCAGAGGUUCUACCAGUACUACGGAGACAGCUUCAAGGUGGAGUGCCCCACAGGCAGUGGAGACUACAUGCAUCUGGGCCACGUCGCCGAGGAGCUGUCACAUCGUCUGCUCGGCAUCUUCCUGCGGGACGAUCAGGGCAGGAGGGCCAACAACGGCGGUAUCCCCAUGCUCGACUAUGCUCCCGAGUUUAGAGAUCUGGUGCACUUCUACGAGUUCUUCCACGGCGACACGGGUAAAGGUCUGGGCGCGUCGCACCAGUGCGGAUGGACGGGACUCAUUGCGUACACGAUCUACUCGACGGGCGCGAGCUACGGGUUGGCGCAGACGCCGAGGACGCCAAAGUCGACCGCGGCGCACUACUUUGACGAGCACCUGACCGAGGAUGGUAGGUCCGAGGCUGGGAGCGUGCCGUAUUCGACGGCGUACUCGAGGCCUCCUUCGCCGGAUGAGUUGUAG
Molecule: messenger RNA, 4755 nt
Organism: Pseudozyma hubeiensis SY62
Lineage: Eukaryota; Fungi; Basidiomycota; Ustilaginomycetes; Ustilaginales; Ustilaginaceae
Exons: 2
Coding region: 1-4755 (1584 amino acids)
Biological process (GO): protein N-linked glycosylation; oligosaccharide metabolic process
Cellular component (GO): endoplasmic reticulum membrane
Molecular function (GO): Glc3Man9GlcNAc2 oligosaccharide glucosidase activity
Source: RefSeq, a predicted model, not a curated record